UUCAGCAGAUCCUGCAAGUUCACGCUGUAGCCAGUUAGUAAAACUAGCACCGGGAGCAACUUGUUGGUUGCCAUGACAGUGGUGGUCAGGGGUCCCUCAGUCUUGGCACUCGGUAGAGAAAAGCUGCCGAUAUCCACAUCCUCCGUAUUCCACCUGAAGCUGUCCCAGCUGCUGUGCAGAGGACUGCUCUCCCCGGAGGCUUAAGUCGGUCAGGAUCUUGAUGAUGAUGAUGAUGUUGAUGAUGAUUUUCCCCCCCGUCCCCCCACCCUGGGAAGAGGACAGCCAGUGGGGACCGGGCUCCAACGGGCAGCUCAGCCUUCCCCACUCUCCGACUCCCGGCCCGGGAUCACCCCCUGAGGAAACGCUCCCGCUCACGAGAACCUAGGAGGCCCCAGUAGGUCCGAAACGAAAGAUUCCUUCCAACCUCGUCGUCCCCAUUCCCGACUUGGGUGGUCCGCAGGCUGGGGCGCCCGCUGUGAGUGCAGGGAUGGGAAAGGGGCAGGGACGAGGCCUGGGAGAGUUCUAAGGGCGACCGCGGGCCGGACAGUUUGGGUCACUUCAGCCCUGACAAUCACACCAGUCCACUCGUCCCUGGAUCCCGUCAUUUCCUCGAAUUACCCGGUGUUUUGAAGUCUCCGUUUCCGUGCUCCGGGCUCUGACCCCCACCACGGUGGGAGCUUAAACCCGACGGCUGCGCUCUUUUCAUUCGGCCUCGGAUGCGUCUUUCUUUGGGAGAGCUUUUCUUUUUUCACUCCCAACUUUUCAUCCUGGUUCAUUGCCAAACCUACGUGCUGUUUUCCCUGAGAAUUUAGGGCAGGUCUGCUCCCUGCCACCACGAACAAAGGGGAUUGUUUUGGCAGCAUUUGUUCGAAGUGAUUAAUCCGGAGUUAUUCCGCCCUGGCCUCUCACCAUUCCACGCUGUCGUGGGAAAGCUAGAGCUUGGGGUAAUAAGGAAUCCACCCACUGGGCCAGAAACAGGAGAAAUUACAUCCAUUACCAAGGGUCCCGGGGAAACUGAUUUCCCAUCGAGAUCCUCGGGGCCUGUCACUGGAUCACGGGCAGCAGGGCUCUCUUACGUUGGUCCGCUACCUCCAUUUGGUAUCUUUGAUCCGGGAGAUUUUUCUCCUGAGGAAUUGUCACUUUGCUCCCCAAAACGGUUGUCGUCCUGCAGUCCCCCGGGGGCCUUGGGCGGCUUUGGGAAAGAGUUCAGCUGAAGUAACUAACUCAGGACAGUUUUAUCGAGCGGGCCCCUGCACAGUUGUCUUUCAGUUCAGGGAGCGGGCUGCCUUCUGUUCCAACUAGAUCCAGAAUGAUGUCAGUUGACAGUGAGCCAUGAUGACUUCCAUUAAGUUAUGAAUAUUUUGUUUUUGUGCAGUUAAUGCUCCAGACUAAUUAAAUGAAAUUAUGCUUCUGUGCUAUAAAAUUGGAAUUAAUUUACAUGUAAAUAAGAGAGGAUGAGGCUCCAUUCGUCGGUGGAGAUAGUGGCCGCAAUUAUGGCCAUCACGGGGAUCGUGAUGAUGGCGUACGCGGAUGGUUUCCAUGGCGAUUCCAUCAUAGGGGUAGCCUUUGCUGUCGGAUCGGCGUCCACGUCUGCGCUGUACAAGGUCCUGUUCAAGAUGUUCCUUGGAAGCGCCAACUUUGGCGAAGCGGCCCAUUUCUUCUCCACCUUGGGUUUCUUCAAUUUAAUUUUCAUCUCGUUCACCCCGCUCAUCCUGUACUUCACCAAGGUGGAGCAUUGGUCGUCCCUGGCGGCGCUGCCCUGGGGCUGCCUCUGCGGAAUGGCCGGGCUCUGGCUGGCGUUCAACAUCCUGGUGAACGUGGGCGUUGUGCUGACUUACCCCAUCCUGAUCUCCAUCGGCACCGUUCUCAGCGUCCCUGGAAAUGCCGCCGUGGACCUCCUGAAACACGAGGUGAUCUUCAGCGUGGUGCGCCUGGCCGCCACCGUCAUCAUCUGCCUGGGCUUCCUGCUCAUGCUGCUCCCUGAGGAGUGGGACGAGAUCACCUUGCGCUUCAUCAACAGCCUCAAGGAAAAGAAGGGCGACGAGCUGGGCGACGAGGCGGCCGACGCCCCGCUCCGGAGCCGGCCCCGGGCCAACGGCGCCGUGGCCAUCCCCCUGGCCUAGCCCGCGCGGGAAUGCACGGCAAUGUAUAUUCUGUGAAUAUGACAUACAACUGUCUCCCUCCCUGUAUGCGCCACUGAAGCCGGACGACUCCCGCCUGAAACGACCCAGCAGACGGUUUAAAUUUUACGCGGAAACGCGUGUAGAGAGCCACAAUACAUUUCGUAUGA
Tachyglossus aculeatus (Australian echidna) is the source of this 2290-nucleotide messenger RNA. It is a transcript of the gene SLC35F4, whose product is annotated as solute carrier family 35 member F4. The transcript is spliced from 5 exons. The coding region runs from base 1455 to 2123 and encodes 222 amino acids. Gene Ontology annotation, cellular component: membrane. The record is from RefSeq and is a predicted model, not a curated record. NCBI's taxonomy places the organism in Eukaryota, Metazoa, Chordata, Mammalia, Monotremata, Tachyglossidae.